This is a messenger RNA of Arvicola amphibius (Eurasian water vole), 384 nucleotides long. RefSeq names its product LY6/PLAUR domain containing 2 (gene Lypd2). The transcript is spliced from 3 exons. The coding region runs from base 1 to 384 and encodes 127 amino acids. NCBI's taxonomy places the organism in Eukaryota, Metazoa, Chordata, Mammalia, Rodentia, Cricetidae. The record is from RefSeq and is a predicted model, not a curated record. Gene Ontology annotation, molecular function: acetylcholine receptor inhibitor activity.
AUGCAGGGGACCUGGAUGGUGCUGUUGGUACUGGUAUUGGCCACCUGCGGGGAGCUUGCUAUGGCCUUGAAGUGCUAUACCUGCCAGGAUCCUGUGAGUGUGUCCAACUGUGUCACCAUCACCACCUGCCACAUCAAUGAAACCAUGUGCAAGACCACACUCUACUCCCGGGAGAUUGUGUACCCUUUCUUGGGGGACUCCACGGUGACCAAGUCCUGUGCCAGCAAGUGUGAACCCUCAGACGUGGAUGGCAUUGGCCUAACCCGGCCAGUGUCCUGCUGCAAUUCCGACCUAUGCAAUGUGGAUGGAGCACCCACCCUGUACAGUCCUGCUGGCCUGGUCCUCGCCCUGGCACUUACCUUUCUCUUGGAACUCCUGCUGUAA